AUGGACAUGGAGCUUGAGGACUACGUUAUUGCCAACGACUUUCAGCGCAAGGCAUCUAAGGCAAAUAGCGAUAAAAAGGCUCAGCAUAUCAACGAGGCCACUUCUCAAAGUAAAGAUGGUCGAGUUGCGCUCUUCCUCAAGUCUUCAGCUUACGCUAUCAAGAUCAAGGACAGUGAUCUUACUGCCUCGGAUGCUCCGCAAAUGUGCGACCUUAUCGAGCAGACCCGAACGACUGAGUACUAUGAUUUGCUCCACCAGUUUAACGGAGAGUUGAGCAAAGCACACUGGCUGUUCAUCCAGGCUCGUCGUUCUGGCCAAUCAUGUGUACAAUAUGACAGAUGGCGAUCGCGUGCUUCUGCCAAUCAAUAUGGAGAUCACUCUAUGACGGCUGACAUACGCGAAAACCUUGGCCUCGUCGUCGACGAGGAUGCAUUCGACAACUGGAAGAUCUUCUUCCGCACCAAAGACGAUAAGGAGUCUCAGCUUCCAUUAUUUCCUGAAGGCCAAACAGGUGCCCAUGGCUUGACUCAUCGGAGCCGCGUCAUUGCUGCUAUUCGUGUCUCAGCUUCUAGACUUAACAGACUCUGCGAGGGACUGGUUACUCGGAAAAGAUCGUUAAGAACUUUCCAGAGUGUUCGGCGCAUUCAAUGUGGCCAAAAGCUUAUCUGCUCUAAGUGCAGUUGUGAGGCUGCUCCUGAUAAAUCACCCUCCUUGGCCAAUGCGGACAUCUUAUUUGCAACAAGUGCCCUAUCUCUUCGGUCUGUGGACUUAUUGAGAAGAACGACAAGUGUACUACGUUUGUUGCGCCCCAUCAGCGAAUCUCUUGUGCCUCACGUGGACUUCAGGCAGAUUCUGACUUGUCAUCUCUAA
This is a messenger RNA of Cadophora gregata, 870 nucleotides long. RefSeq lists its product as uncharacterized. The transcript has a single exon. The record is from RefSeq and is a predicted model, not a curated record. Lineage: Eukaryota; Fungi; Ascomycota; Leotiomycetes; Helotiales; Ploettnerulaceae. Bases 1 to 870 code for a protein of 289 amino acids.